Poecile atricapillus (Black-capped chickadee) is the source of this 2111-nucleotide messenger RNA. Its product is annotated as drebrin-like. The record is from RefSeq and is a predicted model, not a curated record. Gene Ontology annotation, biological process: positive regulation of dendritic spine morphogenesis; regulation of actin filament polymerization; positive regulation of axon extension. Lineage: Eukaryota; Metazoa; Chordata; Aves; Passeriformes; Paridae. Gene Ontology annotation, molecular function: actin filament binding. Gene Ontology annotation, cellular component: site of polarized growth; cortical actin cytoskeleton; plasma membrane.
GGGGAGGGGCGGGCCCAGGGCGGCGGCGGUGGCGGUCCCGGGAUCGGCCCGGGAUCGGGAUCGGCCCCGGGAUCGGGAUGGCGGGGCCGGGGCUGGAGCGGUACCGGCUGGCGCUGCUGGCGGCGCGGGAGGACGUGGGGAACCCCCGGGCUGGGACCGACUGGGCCGUCUUUGGCUAUGAGAAACAUCACGACCUCAAGCUCCUGGAUUCCGGAGCCGGGGGGCCGGAUGAGCUCGCUGGAAAAUUCUGUGGCAGCGUCAUGUACGGGCUGUGCCGGGUGCCCGAUCCCGGUUCCGGCACCCCCAGGAUCGUCCUUAUCAGCUGGGUGGGGGAAAAGGUGCCGGAAUCGCAGCGGGCGGCGUGUGCCGGGCACCUGCCGGCCAUCCGGAGCUUCUUCAGGGAGGCCACGGCCGUGAUCAGCGCCCGCCGCUCCGAGGAGGUGACGCUGGAGGGGCUGCGCCGGGUGCUGGCACAGCUGGAGCCCCCCGCCCCUCGCCCACCCAGGAGGACCCCCCAGGACACCCCGGAGCUGGUGGGAACCAACUACCGCAAGACCAACCCAGCGCUGGAGCUGCAGCGCACCCAGCGCGAUUCCUUCUGGGAACAGGCUGAGCGCGAGGAGCAGCAGCGGAAGGAGCAGGAGCGGCAGCGGGAGCGGGAGCAGCGGCGGCGCUGGGAGAGGGAGCGCAUGGAGGAGGAGCGGCUGCAGGCGGCGGAGCGGGAGCGGAGGCUGCAGGAACGGGAGAGGCUCAUCGAGGAGCGGCGGCAGGAGCAGGCGCGGCUGGACGCGGAGGAGCGGAGGAAGGAGCAGGAGCGAUGGGAGCAGCAGCAGCGGGAGCAGGAGGCGGCCGAGCGGGAGCGCGGGGGUCGCACCGGGCUCAGCGGCACGGCGGCCGAAGCCGCGAUCCUGGUCUCCCAGCGCACCCAGAACCCCGGGAAUUCUUUCGGCAGCGGGAACGCUCGGGCUCCACGUCCGCAUCCCCCCUGCCCGGCAGCACUCCCGGUGCUCGCCGGCCUUUCCUGCGGUACCAGCGCAGCCUGACGGAAUCCGCCUUCAUCUUCCGCCGGCCGGAGCCCCCCCAGACCCCCCCGCCCGGAGCCUCCGGGGGGGCACCGCCCCCCAGCCCCCGGCGGCCGCCGCCCCCUCUGCCCCCCGGCCCCGCGGGCAGGGACCCCGCCACCACCGGGACCCCCGCCAGCCCCGUGGGGAGGGGCCCCCCUCCCUCUGCCGCUCUGGGACGCCCCCCAGCCCGGCCCGAGCAGGGUCCCCCCAUGCCACCAGUCCUGUGGGGACAGGGACCCCCUCCCUCUGCCACCCCAAGGAGUCCCCCCAGCCCCGUGGUGAUGGGCACCCCCCAAUGUGCCACCGCUGGAACCCCCUCCAGCCCCCUGGGAACAGGGACCCCUCCCUCCGCCACCCUGGGGACCCCCAAUUUUGCCACCAGCAGGUCAGGGUCCCCCCCUGCCAUGCCCGGGACCCCUCCCGGGUGGGGGUUCCCCCUGUCUCUUCUGGCUCGGGCUCUUCGGAAAGCACUUGUGGGGUACAGCCCCACCCUCCUCCAGCACUUCCCGGCUUGGGGUCUCCCCCCAGGCCCCCCCGGGAUGAGGAGGGGUCCCGCCCGGACACUCCCCCCCUCCCCAGCCCCCCAGCAUGGGAAGCUCUGGGGCCGCUGAUUGAGGAUGUCCCCAUCCCGAGGGAGGGGUCCCCAACACCCCCCCCGCACAGCCCCGGCCCCCCCCGCCCGCUGCGGGACCCCCCAGGAUUUGGGGCGCAAUGGAAUCGGGGGGGCACGAAGGGGGGGGCUGGGAGACCCCCUGGGAGCCGAGACCCCUCCCCGGGCAGGGGGAUGAGCCCAGCGAGAGCCCCGUCCUGCAUAAAGCCACUCCAGGCUUCGCGCUGCUGCUGGCCCGUGACGCCCCCCCACCCGCCGCUUUUGGGGGGCCCCCAGCCCCCCCCACCGAGGACGAGGACCUCUCCCCCCAUGCUGUGUAGCGGAGGGGGGGGCCCCCAGCACCUCCUUUUUUUUUUGGGGGGGGGAUCCCCUUUAUGGCACCCAGGAUGGGCGCCCCUCCCCCGCUCACCCCCCAGCACAGCCUCCACCCCCCCCUC